AUGGGUAGACUACGUGAAUAUCAAGUAAUUGGUCGUAAGUUACCUAGUAAAAAAGAUCCAGCUCCAAGACUUUUUAGAAUGAGACUUUUUGCUCCCAAUGAAGUUGUAGCUAAAAGCCGUUUCUGGUAUUAUUUGACAAAAUUAAGAAAAAUAAAAAAGGCUGCUGGUGAAAUUGUUACCAUCAAUGAGAUCUUUGAAAAAAGACCAUUACAAAUUAAAAAUUACGGCAUUUGGCUUCGUUAUGAUUCCAGAUCUGGAACACAUAAUAUGUAUAAAGAAUAUCAUCAAGAUAUGGCAGCUCGUCAUCGUGCGCGAUUCUCAUCCAUUCAAAUAUUGAGAAUUGCAGAAAUUAAGACUUCUCAAGUGAAACGUCCAUAUAUUAAACAACUACUUGAAAAGAAACUUAGAUUUCCUUUACCUCAUCGCGUUAUGCGGUCCGAAAGAAAAACCAAAUUCUUGGCAAAACGUCCUUCAACAUUUUACUAA
Molecule: messenger RNA, 486 nt
Organism: Entrophospora candida
Lineage: Eukaryota; Fungi; Glomeromycota; Glomeromycetes; Entrophosporales; Entrophosporaceae
Source: the annotation of a GenBank genome assembly